UUACUAAACAUUAUUACGUUUUUGUGCUUUUGCAUUUAGUUUCAACUUUUAACCAUACGUGAUUAAACUGAUAGUUCGCCCAAAAAUGAAAAUUCUGUCAUCAUUUACUCACCCUCUUGUCAUUUCAAACCUUUUUGACUUUCUUUUUUUCUGCAGAAUACAAACGAAGAUAUUUUGAAGAAAGUUGGUAACCGAACAUCAUUGGCCCCCAUUUACUUCUAUUGUAUGGACACAAAACCAAUGCGAAUGAGUGAAUGGGGGCCAGUUAACAACAUUCUUCAAAAUAUCUUAUUUUGUGUUCUGCGGAAGAAAGUAAAUCUCACAGGUUUGAAAUGUCAAGAGGAUGAGUAAAUGAAGAUAGAAUUUUCAUUUUUUCAUUACACUUUCAAAGUGAUAGUUCACCCAAAAAUGAGGGAAAAAAUCACAAUUUAUGGUAUUCACUCUCAUGUUGCUCAAAACCUGUAAAUGACUCUUAUGUGGAACACAAAAGAAGAUAUUUUGAGAAAUGUCUUUGUGAUUUUGUGUCCAUGCAAUGGAAGUUAAUGGGGUGCGAUGUUGUUUGGUGACCAACAUUCUUCAAAAUAUUUUCUUUUGUGUUCUGUAGAAGAGUCAUAUACAGGUUUUGAACAACAUGAGAGGUUUUGAAUGACAUGAGGCUGUGGAAAUGAUGACAGAAUUUUCAUUUUUGGCUGAACUACCUCUUUAACACUUCUUGUAUGUUUAACUUCAUGAUUGACGCUCUAAAUAACAACUGUUAUAUUGUUCCAAUCACGCACCUUGAUCCUCGCUCUAGACAUUAUUUCAUCUCUUUUUUGAGAUGUUAAAUAUGUUGGUAUAUAGGGCUGUGCAAAAAUAUAGAUACAUGUAACUAUUGCAGUAUUUUUUUUCAAUAGUGUAUCGAUAGUGAUACCUCUACUAUCGAUAAUUCUUUUUUAAAUCGUGUCAUAUACAUACGGCCAAAAGUAAGUGGAAGCGAGCAUGGCGAAAAAUAUAAGAACGCUUGGAGCUCUCAGAGCUGAUGUGUGGGUGUCCUUUGGUUUUCAAAAUAAGUCAUGGAGUAAUGAGUUAUAUAAAAUAAUGCUGUUUGUAGGCUUCGCAAGUCAUGACACAAGUCACUUGGCUACUGCAGUGCAUUAGACAUAAAGUUUAUUAAGAAAAGUAACAAUGACAUUUAUUGUGCUUUCACGGAUGUGACACCGGCGCAUUUACAGCACGGAUGAACCAGGGGUUUUAUACUGCCCAUGUUCAUUGUUUUAACUGUAAUGCACCACAACAGCCAAGUGACUUGCGUGAGCCACCUUAUUCCCCUGUGCUACCCACUUGAGGGGCGCAAUCCACCGUUUGAGAACCCAAACCUCUGAUCUAAAGGUCCAUGCAUCGCACAUCACGGCUAUUCUGCAGAGGUAAGGGAUGUUUUUACACUUAUCCUUACAGAAAACCCCCGGUGGUGCACAGCAUGUUGUAUUUCUAGCUCUACUUUUUACAUUUUCUAUUAAAAGUAUUGCAAUAUAUCGCAAAUGUGUAUCGUAUCGAAAUACAUAGCAAUAUACUCUAUCGUGACCCAUCUAUCGUGAUAUGUAUCGUAUCGGGAGGCACUUGCCAAUACACAGCCCUAUUGGUAUGUCUUUAUCUGCUCCGCUGAGGUUGUUUUGUGACUGUUCCGUUUUGACGUGUAUAUUUUCCGCAGAAACAUGAUAAGAAGCCUGUAUGUCGUGAUCUGGCAUGGAAGGAAUCCUCUUAUAGCCAACAUGUAUCUGGUAUACAGAGUUUUAUAGCUAUUUAGAAUUGCAGUGGCCUUGCUUACCGAACUGUGACUAAUAUAAGUGGAAGAGUGUGUUUGUCAUUACUAAAGCUCUACAGCUUUGGAGCUUGCAGGAAGGAAACCCAUGUGGGAACCAGAGCCAGUUUGAGGUGUCAUGUACUCUGUGAAUACUGAGAAAGGGGAAGUGACAUUGGUCUCUUCCGCUUUCUGUCUCACCCGGGGGAAGUUUGCAGUGGUGAGGAAGUGUGAGGAAAAGUCCACAGGGAAAGUCUUUGCUGCAAAGUUCAUCAAGAAGCGGAGACGGGGUCGUGACUGCAGAGCGGAGGUCAUUCACGAGAUCGCCGUUUUAGAGGCUGCGAAGAACAACCCUCGGGUGGUGAACCUGCACGCUGUAUACGAGACGGAUCAUGACCUCGUUCUUCUACUGGAAUAUGCUGCGGGUGGUGAGAUAUUUGACCACUGUAUGUCAGAGGAGCUACUGCCUGAGGGUCAGAUCACUCGUCUGAUCAGACAGGUGCUAGAAGGAAUUCAUCUACUUCACCAGAGCAAUGUGGUCCAUUUAGACUUGAAACCCCAAAACAUUCUUCUGACCAGUCUGAGCCCACUGGGAGAAAUAAAGAUAGUGGAUUUUGGGCUGUCUCGCAGGUUGGGCUCAGCUGGAGAACUCAGGGAGAUUCUGGGCACUCCUGAGUAUGUAGCUCCUGAGAUCCUAAACUAUGAGCCAAUCACCACAGCAUCAGAUCUUUGGAGUGUGGGUGUGAUAGCGUACAUGCUGACAACAGGCGAGUCUCCCUUCGCUGGCGAGGACAAACAGGAGACCUUCCUAAAUGUAUCCCAGGUGAACGUGGACUACAGCAGAGAGGCCUUCUCAAGAGUGUCUGAGCUGGCUGUUGACUUCAUCCGGAAACUUCUGGUCAAAUCACCAGAGGAUCGUCCUAGUGCGGCUGACUGUAUGACCCAUCCCUGGCUGUGGCUCCAUUAUUCAGGGUCUGAGCCGAUCCCUGUUACACCACGCACUCCCCGGGAAAGGAGUUACGGUGGGAAAUGCUCCGCGCCACCUGAGGACCCUGAGGACAAAGAGAACAUUCUGGACUCGCCACGAAGCAAGAGGUUCCGUUUUGAAGAGGAUAUGUUAGCCACAGGGGACGGUGAUCACUUAUGCUGAUGCUAAAGGGAGUUACGCUUGCUCUGAAUAGCAUAACUUCUCAUUUUUGGUCUAUUUUGAUUGCCUGAGUAUUCUCCAGUGCAGCACCAGCAAAAAUUGCUUCUGUUCUAAUAAUUUUGUUUCCACACCAAAGAUGAUCUUUCUACAAAAGGGGCCAAAUCUGGCGUGACGCUAUAUGUUAAUAUUAUAAUAGUGAGCUUCUAAAUGUCUAUUUUUCCGUCCUGUCUAAAGAUUUAAUUUACUUGUUCUGUCAUAUUUGGAUUUUAUAUAUUUUUAUUUUAAUGCCAUUCAGUAUCGAUUUCAUUUGCUGUGGCUUUUAGCCCAAAUUAAUGUUGACUCUAAUUGUAUUACUGCACUUAAAGCAAAAAUAGCCUGCUACUAAAACAACAAUGGCUGGAAUUCGAUACAGACAGAUAGUAUAGGCAUGUUUUGUUCGCGUGUUUUGUUGUACAUGCUUUUCCUUUUUGUGGUAUUGAAACAUCAGAAACCUUUAUAAAAAUGUGACUCAACACACACGCACAACACACCCUGGAUUACACAAAUAUGUGUUUGUGUUGGUCACAGUACUUCCUUCUAGAGAAUGACUAAAGAAAUGCAGGAAAGCACUUAAAUCCCCUAUUAUGUCUGUGUGACUAAAAUAUGAGAAAACAUUCUUAACAGCAUUCGAUUUGGUAAAUGAAGUGUAUCUAUGGAUUUUAAAAUGAAACAAAAUCGUUUUAAUAUUUUUUUACUGCCAACAUAUUGCUUAAUAAACAUGUUCUAGCAGCACGGAAUGCUGGUAUUAAGCAACAUUCUAGCAUUCUCCAAAACAGGCCUAAAUGUUUUCGGAGUGCUGUAAUAAAAAGCCUGUCGUAAAUCGUCUUGAAAUUACAGUUUAUGUGAUCUAUGCACCAAUCCGAGGUAAUUCAGGGUUCCGCAUGUUACCUUUUCUACAGGUCUGUUAAGCUAAUGCCAUUAACUUUGGAGGUUUCAGUACUUUUUCGUACUGUACCAUACUCUCAGGGUUAGCUGUAACUGCACAAUGUGUCUUUGUGUGCCUUUUGCGUACAGUUUUCUGUAUGCUCGAGCUGUACACCCUCAACUGAUGUCAUGCCACAUGAGCAAAGUGCAUUUCUGUGGCUGUAUAAAGUUUUUCCCCUGUUCAAAUAGACAUACUGGCUGGUAAAAAUACUUUUUUAAUACAUAAUCUUUAUAACUUAAGUUCAUUUUUUUACUUUCUAAGUGGAUUUUAAUAUUUUGUUUUCUAAAUUAUGCUUUAGGUAAUAAUGAUAUAUACCUGUGGUAAUUUGAAAGGAAAAAUGGGAUUCAAAAAUGGCUCGUGUUAAGUUAUUUUUAUGGUGUUUGGAUAUGUAGGGUAUGAGAUUUGGUUAUGAAGAAAGUGUUGUAGAUGUAUUCUGGAAUGGAGUUGAAGGCAAAUGAAUGUUAUAUGUUUUUUUGAGGAAAUGCUUGUAGUAGAAAAUUGUUUUCAGGAAAGGAAUGAACCGAAGAAUAGCAACAAAAAACUCUGAGAAGGAACGACUAUUGAAUAGUUUUCCGAGUGGGUGUUAGAACUGGAAAUAUUAGUAUUGAAGAAUUCAGUCUUAAAGUUUGAGCUUUUCAGCUUACUGGUCUGUUUAAAGAGGUGUGAAGAGCUCAUCUGUGUUUGUGGUCUCAGGGCUUUACGGUUUCCCAGAGAUGUCACCAGCCUGCACUCAUAAUAAGGCCAUUGUCUCCAAAGACGAGAGGUUCUUGUCACGGUCGUGUGCUCACUGUAUGCCGUCAUCUCGAAGCGAAACUCGAAUCUAGUCCCUGCCUGGGAAACUGUCUUAAGUAAUAUUUAAGGGACAUGAGGUAUUUGAAGCUGGAAUUUGAAAGAGAAAAGAAAACAGGCCAGACUGGAGUGCAAGACAAAGCAGUCACUGCAGUUUUUGUAGAAUGCUUGUUAUGUCCUGUACUUGUCAUACGAUUUGUAACUGCAAGAGGAUGCUUAAGGGAUAUGAAUCCUUAAUGAUUUUUCUUUUGUGUUAGACAGGAAGUGAAAAUUAUAUGUAUGAUGAUGAAUUUGUUUUAAACUAUUUAGUAAUAUACUUAUCAUAAAUAAAUUAUGUUAAUUUGAUUGACACAAUUCUAAUAUAAUCUCUAAAUGUGUAAAGGUUCUAUCUUCAGUAUUGAAUUUAAAAAUAACAAUGAUCAGACAUUUCCUGUUUUUCUAUUCAAAAUCAAACAUGCCAUCCCUCCUGCAACCACAUUAUGAUUUAUUAUUUAAAAAUGUUUAUAAAAUGACAAAGUUUUGACUAGCUUUGUAGGACUCCAAUAAAUUGUUAUACUUCUGAAAUGGAA
This is a messenger RNA of Triplophysa rosa, 5246 nucleotides long. RefSeq names its product serine/threonine kinase 17b (apoptosis-inducing) (gene stk17b). Gene Ontology annotation, molecular function: ATP binding; protein serine/threonine kinase activity. The transcript is spliced from 7 exons. The record is from RefSeq and is a predicted model, not a curated record. The coding region runs from base 1917 to 2927 and encodes 336 amino acids. Gene Ontology annotation, cellular component: nucleus. Gene Ontology annotation, biological process: positive regulation of apoptotic process; intracellular signal transduction; protein phosphorylation. NCBI's taxonomy places the organism in Eukaryota, Metazoa, Chordata, Actinopteri, Cypriniformes, Nemacheilidae.